AUGGCGGUGCCGAAGGAGUGGACGGACACGUGGAACCUCUUCGACGAGCGCAAGACGGGGAGCGUGAGUCAGACAGACGCCAAGCACAUCAUCCGCAGCCUCGGCCGCCGCUACACGGAGGCGGAGUUUAACGAGCUGCUGCAGGGCGUUCCCGACCCGGUGCCGUACCAGAGCUUCGUCGCCCUCAUGCAGAAGCCGUACACCGGGCCCUCCGAGGACGACCUCCGCACCGCGCUGCGCGCCUUUGACGCCACGGACUCGGGCCGCCUGAAGCUCUCGGAGCUCAUCACCCUCCUCACGUCGCUCGGGGAGAAGAUGCCGGAGCACGAGGUGAAGCAGCUGCUAGCGGAAGUCAAGACGGAUGAGGAGGGGCGCGUCGAAAUCGACGAUCUGGUGCGCUUCCUUUGCACACCGGUGCCGUCCAUGACACCCGACAUCGCGGAGCUGCAGAAGCAGCUCGCCAACGCCAGCUGA
This is a messenger RNA of Trypanosoma conorhini, 474 nucleotides long. Its product is annotated as calmodulin. The transcript has a single exon. Gene Ontology annotation, molecular function: calcium ion binding. Bases 1 to 474 code for a protein of 157 amino acids. The record is from RefSeq and is a predicted model, not a curated record. Gene Ontology annotation, cellular component: myosin II complex. Lineage: Eukaryota; Euglenozoa; Kinetoplastea; Trypanosomatida; Trypanosomatidae.